GUUUUACUUGGUUUUCCCCAGCAACCUGGCGCUUUCCCUCCGCCAUGCUUCGGGUUCGCCUGCAACGCUACCUUGUUUCGACAAAGAGAAGUUAUGUUUUGCCCCCUUUAGGCCCCGUACGUGGCAGCCAAUUCUAUUCGAAGCUGGCCGAACACGACGCCAUCAAGCGAGGAGCCCUACUAUUGCUGGCGAGGAGCUUCCGUUUUGGGCAACUCAUCUGAUUGUGGAGGUCAAGAGACUGAAUGACAAUCCCGUGCAGCUGGCGAUUCCAGGCUUUCCAUCUGACCGCCUCAUAUGUGACUUACCAUUCAUCUUGAAUUACACCCCAGAUCGUCCUCAACUCUCGUCUUUAUAAACAUCCUUGUCAACUAACGAGCAGUGUCCCCCGUUUCUAACUGACAAGACUUUGAAUUUACCGACCUGGACAUGUCGGAACUAUAUUGCCCCCUUCCUCCCAGGGAUCAGGACAUCUUCCGCUUCCGAAGUCAAUAUGGUGCGAGCUUGGGUUCGGUCUUUGUUCUUGGCCCCCGCCUGAACAAUCACACCCCGCGGGAAGAUCCAGAUGGGUCAAGUGAGUUACAGUCACUCAAAAAGUCGAUAGCGUCCAACGGACUCGAUGAAACAAGACGAGCUUGGGAGACCCACUGGCUCUCGGCUCUAUCCCACGAUGACCUCAGGUGGCUCAAAGAUGUAGCACAAUGCAGAACUCUUCGCAUACCACUAAGUUUCUACUCCCUUGGGCCUCUGUUCUGCCUGGGGACACCCUUCGAAGGGGAACCGUCAAAGGUGUAUCACAGUUGUUGGAAUAUCGUGAAGCAUCUAAUCGAAAAAUGUCGAUUUCACGGUAUCGGCGUUCUCAUAGACUUUCACACUAGCUCCAGUGGUAUAAAUCUCUGUGCCUCGGAAAAAGAUCGAGCAGUGGCUAGGGACUGUGUCGCUUUCUUGGCUCAAGAGGUAACAUUCCAUGGAAUGUCGGGGGUGGUUGGACUUUCCAUAUCCUCGGGAUGUGAAAAUGCCUCAGACAUGUGUGAAUGCUAUGGCGAGGUUCUAAAGAUAGGCAGGGCCAUUGACCCAUGCUUGCCUAUAUACAUCGAUGACGGCCAAGAACAAAGCAAGAAACAAGUUUUCGCAGGCUGCAAAAGCGAUAUUCCUCAGUUCAAGACAGACUUCUUGAACGGCACAGUCCAGGUUCCUAGCUGCCUGACGAUGCCCCAAGCAGAGGUUCGAGAGAAGACCCAACAAGCCAAAGCCAAUCAGUCGCAAUUUCUUGAAAAGGCCCUGUCACAAAUUUCCAGCUCCUGGAGCUCGCACAAACGCCAAAGCUUCGCCCACGGCUGGGACUUGGGAUACAACGAUGCAUUACAAUUCUUUGGCGCUGCCGUCCAAGGUGUCCUGCCUCCCCGAGAUGGCGCAGACAAGAUCAGUGCUUUAGAGUUAUGGAUUCGGCAGCGCAAAAGAGACAUAGACCCGGAGCAACUCGACGAGGAUCCUACGGCGUGGGAGGAGGGUCUUCGGAAAGGAAUUGACGACCUCAGUGAUUUUGUGGGGAUAUGAAACAGCAAUUUGAAACUUCGUCAGUCAGUAAUGUUAUGGUAUUUAAUUAAUUAAUAGGACGGCAAAGCGCUAGCAGUUUUUAGUAGAAGUUUGAC
This is a messenger RNA of Aspergillus ibericus CBS 121593, 1649 nucleotides long. RefSeq lists its product as uncharacterized. Lineage: Eukaryota; Fungi; Ascomycota; Eurotiomycetes; Eurotiales; Aspergillaceae. Gene Ontology annotation, cellular component: extracellular region; cell surface. Gene Ontology annotation, biological process: glucan catabolic process. The coding region runs from base 427 to 1554 and encodes 375 amino acids. Gene Ontology annotation, molecular function: glucan endo-1,6-beta-glucosidase activity. The transcript has 2 exons. The record is from RefSeq and is a predicted model, not a curated record.